AUGUCGAACAACGAUACUGCUGCACGGUUCCUGAGCUACCCCACGCCAAAGGCCCACGAAGCUCCCUACACAUCCCCACCGCCAGCCAAGAACCCAGUUAUUAAAGGCACACCUCUGAACUACCUUGGAAGCCUUGUUGCCGCCAUACCUGGACUACCUUACCUGCUAUGGAGCAACGCAGGCUUCAGCUCCCUCCGCAACUGCAAGGAACUUGAUGGCAUAGACCCUCGAUACGACCCGACAGUGAUUCCAGUAUCAGCGUCUGGCGAUGGAGCGCCUAGCUUACUCGAUAACGUGAACGAGCUGCGAGUCACGCCCGCAGACGCAAAUAAUCGCUUCUACACGGUUGCCGACUUCCAUAAUGCCUACAGAAACGGCACGCACACACCGACCGAUGUCAUAGAGACUCUGCUGCCGCUCAUAAGAAGAGAUGUCAAGCAGCGCUCGCGUCAUUCUACUUCAUUCAUGCCUAGCCAGGUUGAGCUUGUUCGGCAGGCGGCAGAGGCUUCGACUAGAAGGUGGAAGGCUGGAAAGCCGUUGAGCAUAUUGGACGGUGUUCCGUUCGCCGUUAAGGACGAUCUUGAGGUCAAGGGCUAUAAGAGAUACAUUGGUACCAGCCAUGACUAUACCAACGGUAGAGAGCAUGAGGUAGAGACGAGCUGGUGUGUGAAGAAGGUCGAAGAGCAAGGAGCUGUCCUUGUUGGAAAGCUGAACAUGCACGAGCUGGGUAUGGACACCACCAAUAAUAACCCUAUAUGGGGCACACCGCUGAACCCUUACCAUGAGCGAUACUAUACUGGAGGGUCAUCUGGGGGUGCGGCAUCUGCUGUUGCAGCUGGUCUUGUCCCUUUCGCUAUAGGUUCAGAUGGUGGAGGUUCAGUCCGAAUCCCGUCGAACUACUGCGGUCUCUAUGGUCUCAAGACCUCUCACAACCGCGUGUCGACGGCUCCAAUGCCAAAUGCUGGAAAGUCAGUCACGGUGCGAGGUCCUCUGGCAAGCAGCAUGGCAGACCUUGAGGUCUCCUACCGUGUCUUCGCGCAGCCAGAUCCUUCCAACUACCCAUCUUCUGAGUUCAGCCCACCUCGAGCACUGACAGGGUCUCGCAACAAAGUCCUCGGGAUCUACAAGCCGUGGUUCGACCGCGCCGAUCCUCCAGUCCAGGAAGCGUGUCACUCAGCCCUGCAAUACCUCCAGUCCGAGCUCGGCUACCAUAUAAUCGACAUCACUAUCCCACUCCUGCCCCAAGGCCAACUAGCCCAUGCCAUGACCAUCCUCGCAGAAGGCGCAGCCGGCCACAAGACAUCGAUCUACGAGCUCACGCCCGCCAACAGGAUCCUUAUGAGCGUGGCUCGCCAGACGCCCGCCACCGACUUUCUGCUCGCUCAACGCGUCCGCAAUAUCAUCAUGGAGCACCUUGCCUACCUCUUCAAGAAAUACCCAGGCCUUAUCAUCGUCACGCCUACGACUCCCAACGCAGGCUGGCCUAUCGAAGAAGCUGACCUGGCUCACGGUAUGACGAAUGCGAAUAUGCAGCUCAAGAACAUGGAGUAUGUGUGGCUGGCGAACUUCACAGGCAUUCCUUGCAUCCAGUUCCCAGUUGGGUAUCUGGAUGGUGUUAAGGGUAAAGGGAAGGGAAAGGUGCCUAUUGGGCUGAGUGGACAGGGUGAGUGGGGUAGUGAGGAUGCGUUGAUUGAGUUUGGGUUUGAUGGUGAGAAGUGGCUGCAUGAGGGAUAUGUGGGUGGGAAGUUGAGGCCUGAGGUUUGGGUUGAUGUGUUGAAGACUGCGUAG
Messenger RNA from Macroventuria anomochaeta, 1788 nucleotides. RefSeq names its product amidase signature enzyme. Gene Ontology annotation, molecular function: catalytic activity. The transcript has 2 exons. The coding region runs from base 1 to 1788 and encodes 595 amino acids. Lineage: Eukaryota; Fungi; Ascomycota; Dothideomycetes; Pleosporales; Didymellaceae. The record is from RefSeq and is a predicted model, not a curated record.